Indicator indicator is the source of this 1038-nucleotide messenger RNA. RefSeq names its product N-acetylglucosamine kinase (gene NAGK). Bases 1 to 1038 code for a protein of 345 amino acids. Gene Ontology annotation, molecular function: N-acetylglucosamine kinase activity. The transcript is spliced from 10 exons. The record is from RefSeq and is a predicted model, not a curated record. Lineage: Eukaryota; Metazoa; Chordata; Aves; Piciformes; Indicatoridae.
AUGGCGUCGCUGUUCGGCGGCGUGGAGGGUGGGGCCACCCACUCCAGGGUGGUGCUGGUUGCUGGAGAUGGACGGAUCCUGGCUGAGACGGAGGGGCCCUGCACAAACCACUGGCUGAUUGGCUCUGAGAAGUGCCUGGAGAGGAUCGAGCAGAUGGUCAGCGAGGCCAAGAGCAAAGCUGGGGCUGACCCCCAUGUCCCCCUGCGGUCACUGGGGCUGUCCCUCAGCGGGGGUGAUCAGAAGGAUGCCAUCAGCAAGCUGACCGAGGAGCUCCACCAACGCUUCCCCCACCUCAGCCAGAGCUACUACAUCACCACUGACACCGCUGGGGCCAUGGCCACUGCCACUGACCAUGGUGGCAUCGUCCUCAUCUCGGGCACUGGCUCCAACUGCAAGCUCAUCAACCCUGACGGGUCGGAGACAGGCUGCGGGGGCUGGGGACACAUGAUGGGGGAUGAAGGCUCAGCGUACUGGAUUGCGCACCAGGCCGUGAAGAUGGUCUUUGACUGCAUGGACAACCUGGAGGUGCCACCCCAUGAUGUUGGCUACGUCAAGCAGGCCAUGUUCGAUUACUUCCAGAUCUCGGACAGGAUGGGGCUCCUGACUCAUCUCUACCGCACCUUCGAGAAGUCCAAGUUUGCAGGGUUCUGCCAGAAACUGGCUGAGGGUGCCCAGGCUGGGGACCCGCUCUGCUGCCACAUCUUCAACAAGGCUGGGGAGGUCCUGGCUCGCCACGUCGUGGCUGUGCUGCCCAAAAUCCACACGAGCCUGUUCCUGGGAGAGCUGGGACUGCCCAUCGUCUGUGUGGGCUCCGUCUGGAAUAGCUGGGAGAGGAUGCAGGCAGGGUUCAUCCGGGUGCUGGCGCAGGCGCGGGGCGACGCCCCCGGCCAGGCCUUCUCCCGCUUCAGCCUCCUGAAGCUGAAACGCUCCUCAGCGCUGGGGGGGGCACGGCUGGGUGCCAGGAACAUCGGCCAGGCCCUGCCCUUGGACUAUGCUGACAACGUUGAUGUCUUCUACACCCACAUCUUCGAGCCAUGA